Messenger RNA from Melospiza melodia melodia, 3675 nucleotides. RefSeq names its product DDHD domain containing 2 (gene DDHD2). Lineage: Eukaryota; Metazoa; Chordata; Aves; Passeriformes; Passerellidae. The coding region runs from base 1 to 2181 and encodes 726 amino acids. Gene Ontology annotation, cellular component: COPII-coated ER to Golgi transport vesicle; cytoplasm. The transcript is spliced from 16 exons. Gene Ontology annotation, molecular function: metal ion binding; triacylglycerol lipase activity; protein binding. The record is from RefSeq and is a predicted model, not a curated record.
AUGGCGGCGCAGGAGCCGCCGCGGCCGCCCCCGGGCAGCGCCGAGCCGCUGGAGCCGGAGCCCGGCGGGCGCUACGAGGCCGUGGUGCCGCACUGGUUCUACUGCAAGGUCACGGACACGCGGGAGCGCUGGGUGCCGUUCAGCGCGCAGGACUCGGAGCGCCUGGAGGCGGCGCACGGCGCAGGGGAGGAGCAGGCUGGCGUGGUGGUGCCCACCUCGGGGGGCAGGUACGACGUGCACCUGCGGGAGCGGCGGCGCGUGGCCGUGUACUGGGAGGAGGAGGCGGCCGAGGUGCGGCGCUGCACCUGGUUCUACAAGGGGGACAAGGACAACAAGUUCAUUCCCUACUCUGAGGCCUUCAGUGAGGAGCUGGAGGAAGCUUACAUGAUUGCCGUGACCCUGGGUGAGUGGAAGAAGAAGCUGGAGUCCCCCAACAGAGAAGUCAUCAUCCUGCACAACCCAAAGCUGAUGGUUCACUACCACCCCGUGGCCAGCUCUGACGACUGGGUCUCCACGCCCACGGAGCAAGGCCGGCCCCGCACUGUGAAGAGAGGAGUGGAGAACAUUGCUGUGGAGAUCCCCAAUGGAGAGCCCCUGCAGAUCGACCACCUGGUGUUCGUGGUGCACGGCAUCGGCCCCGCCUGCGACAUCCGAUUCCGCAGCAUCGUGCAGUGCGUGAACGAUUUCAGGAACGUGUCCCUCAGCAUGCUGCAGUCCCACUUCAGGAAGGCCCUGGAGCAGCAGCAGGUGGGCAGGGUGGAGUUCCUGCCUGUCAACUGGCACAGCUCCCUGCACUCCACGGGCGUGGAUGUCGACCUGGAGCGGAUCACGCUGCCCAGCAUCAACCGCCUGCGUCACUUCAUCAACGACACCAUCCUGGACGUGUUCUUCUACAACAGCUCCACCUAUUGCCAGACCAUCGUGGACACGGUGGCCUCGGAGAUGAACCGCCUGCACCGGCUCUUCCUGCAGAGGAACCCGCGCUUCAGCGGCGGCGUGUCCAUCGCGGGGCACAGCCUGGGGUCACUCAUUCUGUUUGAUCUCCUGACAAACCAGAAGGCUGAUCCUGAGGAGAAGGAGCGCUGUGUGCAGGUAGGGGAGGCCACUGCCCGCUCCUGCAGCUGCAUGGGGAUGGGGCAGAGGAGCCAAGAGGUGAGCACAAAGUGGUGUGAUCCCUCCUGGAUGUGUUCACAGGGCUCCAGGACAACCUCAAGCACGGGGGGUAUUGAGGAGGUAAAAGAAAUCCUGAAGAAGCUGGAGCUGUCUGAGUACUGUGAUGUUUUUGAGAAGGAGAAAAUGGACAGGCAAGCACUGCUCUUGUGCACAGAGAACAACCUGAAAGAAAUGGGAAUUCCCUUAGGGCCCAGAAUGAAAAUCCUCCAUUACAUCAGCUCCGAGACAGGGAUGAAGGGUGGGAGCUCUGAGCCAGGGUCCCCAUCCCAGCUCGGGGACAGCUCUGAGGAUGGCAGGAGCUGCCAGUACCGGGACGUUGGCUUGGGACAGGUGUCAGCAAACUACCCCCAGCUGGACUACAAGCCCAGCAUCUUCUUUGCCUUUGGCUCUCCCAUCGGGAUGUUCCUCACGGUGCGGGGAGUGAAGCGCAUCGACCCCAACUACAGCCUGCCCACCUGCAAGGGCUUCUUCAACAUCUUCCACCCCUUUGACCCCGUGGCGUAUCGGAUCGAGCCCAUGAUCGUGCCAGAGAUGGAGUUCGAGCCCAUGCUGCUGCCCCACCACAAGGGCAGGAAGAGGAUGCACCUGGAGCUGAAGGAAGGGCUGACCCGCAUGAGCGUGGACCUGAAGAACAACCUGCUGGGCUCCCUGAGGGUGGCCUGGCAGUCCUUCACCCGCUCCCCCGUGCUUGCCCUGGAGGCUGGCGGCUCUGAGGCUGAGGCAGAGGCGGAGGCUGGCACUGAGAAGCAGCCAGACACAAAGGCAGAGGAGCCCCCAGCAGCAGUGAAGGAGGAGAGCCCUCCCAUCAACGUGGGCAGGCUCAACGGGGGGAACCGCAUCGACUACGUGCUGCAGGAGAAGCCCAUAGAGAGCUUCAACGAGUAUCUGUUCGCACUCCAGGGGCAUCUCUGCUACUGGGAGUCAGAGGACACCGUGCUGCUGGUUCUGAAGGAGAUCUACCAGACACAAGGCAUCACACUGGACCAGCCUUUACCGGGGAGCCAGUGACCCACCCGUGCUCUUCUGGCUGUCCAGUCCCACAGAGCACUCACCAGGAAAGUCCAGAUCUCAUCUCUGCCUUCCUCUCUCCUCUGCUGCCGUGUCCUGCAUGCUGCUUCCUGGAGAUCAGGAUGGAUUUUCCUCCAUUUUGGCUAGGGGUAGGGGGAAAAACCAUCAAGGAAAAACCACUUCAGCUCCAACACACACACACACACACCACCUGUACAGUGACUCCCUGUGGCAACGUGUGCUUUCAGCCUGCACCCUGUGAGCCCCCACACCAGCAGACGAGCUGUCCGGGCUCAGAGCCCACACCUGGACACUCACAGCCUGGGACUUGAGGAGAAAAAGCCUUAAACACAGCGUGGGAAGAGCUGCAGCAGCCUUGGAGCAAGGGAGAUUGCUGAGUUUUGCUAACCCAAAAACACAAACCCCACCCCCAGCAGGGCACAGGAGGUGAAGCCCAGGGCACAGAGAACUGCUGAGCCAUGGGGGCUGGCCAGCAUCAUUGCUGCACUGCUGCUGCAUCCCUGGGCACCCCUGCUGCAUCUCUGGGCACCCCUGCACUGCUGCUGUAUCUCUGGGCACCCCUGCACUGCAGCCAGGUGCCCCUAAAGCACCCUGUGAGAGUGGCAUGGUCGUGCUGCUCCCUGCUGUGGGGUGCUGCUGGGGACAGCUCAGCACCCAAACCCAGCCCACCCUGACCCUCCCCAGUGCUGCUGGGGGCAGCUCAGCACCCAAACCCCCCCAUCCUGGACACCCAGACCUUUCCCACAGCCCUGAGCCAGCCAGUGCCCUGCUGUCCCUGCUCUGAGGAAAGUUUCAUCCUCCAGCUGGCAGUGCCAGCCCUCUGAGCCCUGCAGGGACACAGAGCAGUGUGAGCAGCAGCUGAGCACAGAGAUCUGUGCCCUCUCCACGCUCCCAUCCUGGUUUAGCUUUAAAUGUGCAAGAUGCAGCCAAGCAAAGGUGGAGCCCAGACCCAGCAGGGCGUGGGCACUGCAGGAAUGACACCAGCUCUGUGGGCAGCUCAGUCUGCACUGCCUUGAAGCUCUUUUUUCUGAGAGGGCAGGGCUGGAGAACCUCUGUGAUGCUUCCCUGGGGCUCCAGUGCUGUGUGAGGUGUUGCUGUGCAGCCUUUGGAGAGCCAAACCACUUUUCCCCUCCUGCUGACUUUUGCCCUGCAUGGGGUGAGGAGCCUUUUUCCCACCCCCCCAGAGCCUGUUGGUUUGUUUUUCCUCCAUUGUUCUGUUAUUUGCACUAUUGGAAGGGUUUUGUUUGCAGCCUCCAUCCCUCCUCCCCUCCCAAGGAACUGUACCUUGGUCAGCACCUGACUGGCUGAAGUCUCAUGGGAGCAGGAAAAGGGACAGUCUUAACGUGGGACACUAAUGAUCAGCUUUUUAAGUUAUGCACUUUGUUAAAAAAAAAAAAAAAAAGGAAGUUAAAUACAUUUUAAAUGUUAUUUAAUGUCUUUUCCAGUAAAAACCAAAAUAAACAAGUAGGUGAC